Messenger RNA from Aspergillus terreus NIH2624, 735 nucleotides. It is a transcript of the gene isa1, whose product is annotated as Fe-binding Fe/S cluster assembly protein ISA1. Gene Ontology annotation, molecular function: 2 iron, 2 sulfur cluster binding. Gene Ontology annotation, biological process: iron-sulfur cluster assembly. Bases 1 to 735 code for a protein of 244 amino acids. The record is from RefSeq and is a predicted model, not a curated record. The transcript has 2 exons. Gene Ontology annotation, cellular component: cytoplasm; mitochondrion. Lineage: Eukaryota; Fungi; Ascomycota; Eurotiomycetes; Eurotiales; Aspergillaceae.
AUGUCGUUCUGCAAAGCGACCUUCCAGUCUCCGGUGACAUCAUCCGCCACGAUGCUGCGCUGUGUCCGGAGUCUUCCCACCACUCGUUCCACGCCGUCCCUUCGUCUAUUCUCUUCAUACGGAAAUGCACACCGCUCGUCCAAGCGUGACAUGCAGACGGCCACCGCAUAUCGCCCCCAUACCUUGCCGACGUCGUUCCCUCCGCCUCGCAGCCCUGGAUCCUCCGACACUUCCAUCUCCGCCGAGUUCCCUUCCCUCUGGGAAUCCCCCUCUCAGCAAGCUCCUAAGAAGCAAGAGGCUUCUUCCAAUGUCAGUCUCCGGGAAGGCGAGGCGCAGAAGUCGAAACCCGUCAGCUCCGCCUCGACGGCGGCAAAGCCCGCGGAAAAGCCCCGGAGGAAGCUUCGUCCCCGGAAGGCGGCCAUGAAGCUGACUCCAGUUGCCGUCGAGCAGCUCCGAAAGCUGCUGUCCCAACCCGAGCCCAAGAUGAUCCGGGUUGGCGUGAAGAACCGUGGCUGCUCUGGCCUUGCCUACCAUCUGGAAUACGUCGAGAAGCCGGGGAUGUUCGACGAGGUUGUGGAGCAGGACGGAGUGAAGGUGCUGAUUGACAGCAAGGCACUAUUCAGCAUCAUUGGCAGUGAAAUGGACUGGCAAGAGGACAAGCUGAGCCGGAGAUUCGUUUUCCGAAACCCCAAUAUCAAGGAACAAUGCGGAUGCGGCGAAUCGUUCAUGGUCUAG